Suncus etruscus (white-toothed pygmy shrew) is the source of this 2933-nucleotide messenger RNA. RefSeq names its product SRC proto-oncogene, non-receptor tyrosine kinase (gene SRC). Bases 145 to 1800 code for a protein of 551 amino acids. Gene Ontology annotation, molecular function: growth factor receptor binding; ATP binding; non-membrane spanning protein tyrosine kinase activity. The record is from RefSeq and is a predicted model, not a curated record. Gene Ontology annotation, biological process: bone resorption; innate immune response; cell adhesion. The transcript has 14 exons. Gene Ontology annotation, cellular component: extrinsic component of cytoplasmic side of plasma membrane. NCBI's taxonomy places the organism in Eukaryota, Metazoa, Chordata, Mammalia, Eulipotyphla, Soricidae.
GAGAUCUCAGCCCGGUCCCUGCUUGGCUGAUGAGGAUACUGUGGGCCAGCGACCGGAAGUGACGUGACCACCACCAGCCAAGGGCCAGUUGGGCCUUUAUCUGGGCUCUCUGCUCUGUAGGUGUUGGUGACCCCAGCCAGGACCAUGGGCAGCAACAAGAGCAAGCCCAAGGAGGCCAGCCAGCGGCGCCGCAGCCUGGAGCCCACCGAGAAUGCCCACGGACCGGGCAGCGCCUUCCCCGCCACACAGACCCCCUGCAAGCCUUCCGCCGACAGCCACCGCGGCCCCAAUGCCACCUUCACCCCGGCAGCUGCUGAGCCCAAGCUAUUUGGGGGCUUCAACUCUUCGGACACCGUCACCUCCCCACAGAGGGCAGGGCCUCUGGCUGGGGGUGUGACUACCUUCGUGGCACUCUAUGACUACGAGUCCAGAACAGAGACUGACCUGUCCUUCAAGAAAGGAGAGCGGCUCCAGAUUGUCAACAACACGAGGAAAGUGGAUGUCAGCCAGACCUGGUUCACAUUCAGAUGGCUGCAAAGAGAGGGGGACUGGUGGCUGGCCCACUCGCUCAGCACCGGGCAGACCGGCUACAUCCCCAGCAACUACGUGGCACCCUCUGACUCCAUCCAGGCUGAAGAAUGGUACUUUGGCAAGAUCACCAGACGGGAGUCAGAGAGGUUGUUGCUCAACUCGGAGAACCCCAGAGGUACUUUCCUGGUUCGUGAAAGUGAGACCACGAAAGGCGCCUACUGCUUGUCUGUGUCCGACUUCGACAAUGCCAAGGGCCUCAACGUGAAGCACUAUAAGAUACGUAAACUGGACAGUGGCGGCUUCUACAUCACCUCCCGCACCCAGUUCAGCAGCCUGCAGCAGCUGGUGGCCUACUACUCCAAACAUGCUGACGGCUUGUGCCACCGACUCACCACCGUGUGCCCCACGUCCAAGCCACAGACACAAGGCCUGGCCAAGGACGCCUGGGAGAUCCCCCGGGAGUCGCUGCGGCUGGAAGUCAAACUGGGCCAGGGUUGCUUCGGAGAGGUGUGGAUGGGAACGUGGAAUGGCACAACCCGGGUGGCCAUCAAGACCCUGAAGCCGGGCACUAUGUCCCCGGAGGCCUUCUUGCAGGAAGCGCAGGUCAUGAAGAAGCUGCGGCACGAGAAGCUGGUACAGUUGUAUGCGGUGGUGUCCGAGGAGCCCAUCUACAUUGUCACCGAGUACAUGAGCAAAGGGAGCUUGCUGGACUUCCUUAAGGGCGAGACGGGCAAGUACCUGCGGCUUCCUCAGCUGGUGGACAUGGCUGCACAGAUUGCCUCUGGCAUGGCGUAUGUGGAGCGGAUGAACUACGUGCACCGGGACCUCCGUGCCGCCAACAUCCUGGUGGGCGAGAACCUCGUGUGCAAAGUAGCCGACUUCGGACUGGCACGGCUCAUCGAAGACAAUGAGUACACAGCCCGGCAAGGUGCCAAGUUUCCCAUCAAGUGGACAGCGCCUGAAGCCGCCCUCUAUGGCCGAUUCACCAUCAAGUCGGAUGUGUGGUCAUUCGGCAUCCUUCUGACUGAGCUCACCACCAAAGGCCGAGUACCCUACCCAGGGAUGGUGAACCGGGAAGUGCUGGACCAGGUGGAACGUGGCUACCGCAUGCCAUGCCCACCCGAGUGCCCCGAGUCCCUGCACGACCUCAUGUGCCAGUGCUGGCGGAAGGAGCCAGAGGAACGGCCCACCUUCGAGUACCUGCAGGCCUUCCUGGAGGAUUACUUCACGUCCACCGAGCCCCAGUACCAGCCUGGCGAGAACUUAUAGGGUGCAGCUGCAUGGCCGGACUGACAUCUCGGCACCCCCGGGGUCGGUGACCUCUGCCAUGGGGCUCGUCACCUGUGCCUGCCACUGAGCCUCUUGGAGGGACAUGGAAGGCCCAGGCCUGGGGCAGCCUGUGAGGGUGGGGCCUGAGGCUGACAAGGGGUCGUGACCAGCACCUCUUCAGCCACCUGCCUCCUCCCUGCUGCCCCUUCUGGAGCCCUGAGCCCUGCAUCACAGGAAGAACUGCAAAGAAGGGUUGGACAGAGGCAUCCCUUCGCCAUCGGCCCACUGAGCAUGGCUACCCCCAUGCUCAGGAGUGGAGAGAGCUCUACCCUGGCUGUCUCCAGAGGUGGGAGGUGCCCUCGUAGUCUACCCCACCGCCUGCCCCAUGUCAGCAGGUCUUAAAUAUCUGUGGGUGGGAAUCCUGGGGUUCCAGAGUCUAGACCUGAUGAUGGUGGGCGGAAUGGGAGCCCCCUUAUACUCUGUCCUUUCUGGACCCCAGAGAUUGUCAGGCUUCAGAAAGUCCUUGUUCAUUUAUGGCCCAUUUAUGGCCUAAGAGGUGGGUGGUGUGACUUGUCCAGGGUCCCAGGGUGGGUGGCAGCUUGGGGUUCAGGUUGGAUUGGAAGCUGCUGCUCUCUCUGUCUUCCUCAGGAACCCCCAUGAUGAUCCCUGGAGACAUUACAAGCCUGGGGGGUGCAGAGAGCCCAGAGCCACCCCUCCAAUAGAGCUGUUUAUUUGGGGGUCCAGGGAGACAUUGCUGAUCCCUGACAGAGUGGGAAUGAGGGUAUCUGGGGAGGGGUCCUACUUUAUGCUGAAGGUGUGCAUUUUUGGACUGGGGGAGGGUCCAGGCAACCUUGGGGCAAAGUAACCCCCAGCUCCAGGCACAUGAGCAGAUUCCCGAGACCCAGGUGGUGGGAGGCCCUUGCCCCUUGGGCACCCACUCCUCCCCUCACCAUUUGUCCAUGUCAUUUCCAUGCUCUCCUGCUGGCCCCUUCCCAUCCCAUCCCCAGCUCAUGAGUAGAAUGGGCUGCCUAGUUCAGGGAGAGGAGAGGAUAUUGGAUUCCCAGGACAGACUUGUGACCCUGGAUGACCUCAGCUUCCUCUCUGGACUUGGGGUCUCUGCACCCCCUCUAGUG